Cannabis sativa is the source of this 972-nucleotide messenger RNA. RefSeq lists its product as uncharacterized. The transcript has 2 exons. Bases 1 to 972 code for a protein of 323 amino acids. The record is from RefSeq and is a predicted model, not a curated record. Lineage: Eukaryota; Viridiplantae; Streptophyta; Magnoliopsida; Rosales; Cannabaceae.
AUGAUGCAAACAGAAGAGGGAAACUUCCCCCUUAACUAUUUGGGAGUCCAACUUAGACCAACUAAGUGGCGUGCCACUGACUACGAAGUUAUUAUUGAUAAGAUUCACAAAAGGUUACACAGCUGGGCUAGUAGAAACUUGUCCUUUGUUGGAAGGGCGCAAUUGAUUCACUCAGUUCUGUUGGGAAUUAGGAACUUCUGGAUGAGCUUGUUUAUUCUUCUUCAGAAAAUCACUGCAGCAAUUGACAAAUGUUGUAGGGACUUUCUUUGGGGGUCCAAAGAUAACCGCAGCAAGAUGCACUUGUCCUCGUGGGAAAAAGUUGAAUUUAAACCUGAUGCGAGCUGGUAUUUCAAGAAACUUUUGCGGCUGAGAAGCACUAUUGACAGGUCAGAUAUUGUCAAUGCUAGUAAGAGUGGUAAGUUCAAAACCAACAUAUUUUACAUAUCAGCUAACCCCAUGCAAAAAGUUGAUUAUGCUAAUCGAAUUUGGCAUAAGAUAUGCAUCCCGAAACAUAGAUUCAUUGGCUGGCAGGCGAUUAAUAAUCAGCUCUUGACAAGAGACCACAUCAGUAAGAUCACGCUGAUUUCAUAUGAACUUUGUCCAGUGUGUUUAAAUGACAAAGAGACUCAUGCUCACAUCUUCAUGGAUUGUCCAUUUACUUUGAAGGUUGUGGCUGAUGUUAACAAGUGGUUAGGGAGAUUAGAUUGGCCGAAGAGCUCCAAAGACUGGUAUGAUUGGUUUUCCAAACCCCUCAAAAACUUGCAGGAAAAAUUGUUCAAUGUUGUUUGCUUGGCUAUUGUCUAUAACAUUUGGGUUAAUAGAAAUAAUUGUAUUUUUGAGCUUAGUUGCAAAUCAGUCUCUUGUAUUAGCAUGGCUAUUAAGAAACCUGUCAAAUACAGGUGUAUGAGCUUUGUAGGUACUAGCAAAAGCAAGAUUGAUGCACAUUUAUGUAAAGUUAUAGCUAGCUCGUAG